AUGGAGAAUAGAUAUAGAGAAUUGAAAUGCAGAGAAAAAUCAACCCAGACUGACUUGCCGCAUAAGAUUGAUAGGGACUGCCACUACGACGCAGACCACAUGGACUAUGACAUCAUUGUGAAACAAGAACCUGUAGAAAAAGAUGUAGAAUUAAAUAUCAAAGAAGAAAUAGAUAGAAAAACAAAGAAAAGGGAACAAAAAGAUAGUGACUCAGAAAAGGAGAGUAAGAAAUUCAAAUGUGAUAUUUGCAAAAUUGGUUUCAAAUGUAAAAGACCUUUGGUGAAACAUUUUAAUGGCAAAAGCCACAUUCUGGAGCAUAAAAAGGUUCACAACAGUUUAUUUAAUUGUGAUAUUUGCAGAAAUGACUAUAGCUUAGAAUGUCAAAUUUCUAGACAUCUAUGUGCAGCUAUAGGCAAGUGUUACAAUUGUCCCUGGUGUGACUACCAAUUUUAUGCACAAAGACAAUUGCUAGAGCACCAAAAAGUACAUAGCAAAGAUAAAGUUUUAAUGUGCAAAUGUUGCAAUAUAAGAUUUGAUGAAGAAUCUUUAUUAAUCGAACAUCAACAAAAACAUUUGAUCUGCGAAAUUUGUCAAAGACAAUUCCAUAAAAAGUCACAUUUAGUCAGACAUAUGUACAUGCACAGUACAAAUAAACCUUUUUGCUGUGACAAUUGUGACAAAAAGUUUGCUACUUAUUCAAUAUUGAAACGUCACAUGUUAUGUCACAGUGAUAUGAAGCCGUUUUCAUGUGAGAUUUGUAACAAAAGUUUUACAAGAAAAUCUACAUGUGAGUCUCAUAAAGAAACCCAUAAUACAACAGUUAAGAUUGCCUCUAAGCCAUAUUUAUGUCUUUAUUGUGACAGAAGAUUUGGAAAGAAAUCUGACUUGGAAAGACAUAAAUUUACCCACAGUACAGAGAAACCAUGCGCCUGUCACAUCUGUGGGCGUCAAUUCACUUCACAUUCUUAUUUAAAACGUCAUAUUUUAAAUCACAGUGAUGUUAAACCAUUCCCAUGCGAUUUAUGUGACAAGCAAUUUGUGUCAAGUACGAUACUGAAAAGACAUUUACUGUCACAUAGUUCUGACAAACCUUAUGCGUGUGAAAUUUGUCACAAGAAUUUCAAAAGAAAAUGGAAUUACAUGUCACACAAGUUAAUUCAUAAUGAAGUAAAACCGUAUUUAUGUGACGUUUGUAACAGCCAAUUUACUCAGCGCCAUCAUUUGAUAACACAUUUAAGAAUACACACAGGCGACAAGCCGUUUGCUUGUGACAUUUGUAACAAACGAUUUGGACAGAAAGGGAGCGUAUUAAAACAUAAAAGGAUACAUACUGGAGUAAAACCAUACUCUUGUACAAUUUGUGGUAAAUCGUUCACAGAAAAAAGUACACUAACACAUCAUCAUUUAACACAUUCUGGUGAGAAAAGAUUUGCGUGUGACGUUUGCCCUAAGCAGUUUGGCUUGAAAACAAGCUUGAUAAUUCACCGAAGGACACACACUGGCGAGAAGCCUUUUUCGUGUGAUGUUUGCAACAGACCGUUUGCUGAAAGAUCCUCGUUGAGGAAACAUAAGAUGAAUUUACACAAAUGUUGAAUAGGUAAUAUGGUCACCGAAUUGAAGUUGUCUGAUAAAUUUAAUAACUAUGCAUUGGAAAGCACAACCAUCUU
Molecule: messenger RNA, 1667 nt
Organism: Hyposmocoma kahamanoa
Lineage: Eukaryota; Metazoa; Arthropoda; Insecta; Lepidoptera; Cosmopterigidae
Product: gastrula zinc finger protein XlCGF46.1-like
Exons: 1
Coding region: 1-1593 (530 amino acids)
Biological process (GO): regulation of transcription by RNA polymerase II
Molecular function (GO): zinc ion binding; RNA polymerase II cis-regulatory region sequence-specific DNA binding; DNA-binding transcription factor activity
Source: RefSeq, a predicted model, not a curated record